Wyeomyia smithii (pitcher-plant mosquito) is the source of this 2868-nucleotide messenger RNA. RefSeq lists its product as uncharacterized. The coding region runs from base 912 to 2738 and encodes 608 amino acids. NCBI's taxonomy places the organism in Eukaryota, Metazoa, Arthropoda, Insecta, Diptera, Culicidae. The transcript has 6 exons. The record is from RefSeq and is a predicted model, not a curated record.
AGUCUUCGGUGCACAGUGGUUUCGAGCAGAUGGCGGAUCGUGAUUUUUUGUUACCCUGAUAGUCUGCUUCGAUUUGGUGUGUAAACAACCGCGGCGAAACGCGAAGGGAGCGUCCUCGAGUUGCAGUUGCCCUAUUCACCCGGCUUGUGGCUUGUGAUUGUUUUGAAACCGGGCUUCUUGUGCUUUUUCCUAGCGCCGCCGCUUUUCAUCUUCCAUUAUAUUGGAAGAAAUGUAGAAGUACUGCUGUUGACUUGGGCGAUUCGGUGUUCAGCUGGGCAUGGUGGAAUUCAAAUGCGCACAUCAGCGCCCGGAGUGUACGAGCGGUGUGAAGAGGCCCCUAUAGGAUGUACUUGUACUUGCCGUCAGCUGAGUGGAGACGAAAACUUGUGAAAUCCGUAUAAUCGAAUGUGAAAAUAUCCGUUUGUUUUGGUGUAGGACAGAGAACCCCAAGAAGGGGGUUUGGUGGUAUCCGAGGGAGGCCACAGUUCCGAAUUUGCUGAGACUUCAACCGCAGUGGCGGUAGGAAACAAACCUGUGAGAAGACAGUUGUAAGAGUGAUCAUUAACUUAGUUUCUUUUAAAUGUGUUGCGGGUGGUGAAUGAAUUAAAGAAAAAAAGGGUGUAAUAUGGAAACAUAAAAUAAAGUGAGUCAACGAUUACAGUCAAAGGAAAUGACAUUAUAGUGACCGUGAUAAGUGAAAUAAUCAAGGUUGUAAACCUUGCAUUGUGACGAAACCUUUAAUCAUACCAAACGCAAAAGUGUCAACUAACGUUUUGCCGCGUGGAAAAUUCAAGGAUUCGAUUGCACCGCUAAGGAGUUAGUAUCCAGUGAUUUAAAGCAUCCGCUCAGACUUCAUGGCCGCGUGCUAGCCUCUCGUCAUCCCCCACGCACAUGCACGCUACUCUUCCGGGAUGGACAAACUCGAGCUGGAAAUACGCAAGGAGAUCGAGGAGCUGAACACGAGCGUGUCCCUUAUCGAUCGACUCGAUGCUAGCGAUACGAUGGACGAGGAGAAGCAGCAGCAGCUGCUCUCCUCGACCCGGGCGGUGUUCGAAAAUCUCAACUCGAGUCACACCAAGAACAGCCUAACGGAUUCGCAGAUUUCGAUCAUUUCGAAGCAUGACGGUUAUCCUGACACGGGACACUUCUAUGCAACGCCAGCGAUUCCGUUGACUCCGACAACCGAAAGCAGUGGCGGCGAUUGUUUGGAAAAAUUGGUUCGUGGAGGUGGCGGGGGUGUCGUAACGAUGAUGACAUCCGACGGUGACAAAACACUGAUGACCAACAGCAGUGGCAUACGAGUUACCAGCGACACUAGCAGUAAGAACACCAAAGCGGGCUGUAGUACAAACUGUACGGAAGGCAGCAAGUGCAGCCAGAAAAAGCACAAAAAGGAAACUAAGAAAGACAAAAAAAUGACGGCGAAAGAGAAAAAAGCAGCAGCUGCAGCGGCUGCCGCCAAUCCCAAACUAGCAGGACCAGAUCAGUAUUCUCCCAACGGUGGAAACUCGUCGCUGGUUAGCUUCCUAUUCCCGCCGGGUUCUCCUAACAUAAAGAAAAAGAACAACAACAACAACAAUUUACCGUCGACGGUGAUCCUUGGUGUACUCCAGCUGUUGUUCGCCGUUGCGCUGGCCGCUCUUGGCGGUCUGGUGCUAGCCCGGAAUGCGUCGUUGGCGCUGGCUGGUACGGGUCUGUGGUGCGGUGCCAUUUCCGGAAUCGCCGGUUCCCUUGGGUUAAUGAAUGUGAAGAUGGCCAAGACUGGCUUCCUGGCCGUUAAUCUGAUCUGUGUAGCUUCCAGUACGCUCGGGCUGGCCCUAACCGGAAUCGGUACCGUGCGAGAUGCCAACCUGGCUCAGCAAGAUGAGUCGGUCUGGUAUGCGGUAACGGCCGGUUCCGGGCUGCUGGUUGCAUUGGCGCUGCACUUUCUCGUCAGUGUCUUCUCGGUGUACUAUUCGGCACUGAAGCUUUGCUCCAGGCCAUCUCAGAAGACACAAAUGAUGGAGAACAUGAUCAACAGUAGCAGUUCACCGGGUUCGCAGGCCUUUUUAUCCCAGCAGAAGGUCGAGGAUUACAUCAACUCCCUGCAGGUCGAUCCGUCCAUCAAGGACAUGAUGUAUCAGACGAUGCUUAACCGUGGCUAUGGUUCGGUGUAUGGCGAAAAACAUCGCUCAGAUACGUUCAGCAAUGGAACCGGAGCUGGAACCCGACCUGUUAUGCUUGUACCAGCCUGCGCUGGCAAUGGGCUUCCCCAGAUGCUGCCAAUGUACUCAACACCUCCUCCACCGGCGAUGUAUUCUUCCCCCAUGAUGCCACCCGGUGUUCACCAGUAUCCUCCGAUGUAUCCAGAAAGUGCCCUUAUGGAAGCCCACAUUGCCCGUAUCAAUCGAAGACGUUCAAUGCGAGCUAACUCGGAGCAGAAUUUAGUUCUAACUGAAGAACCCCAUCGGCAUCACUAUCGACCUCGCACUGAAGAAACAAAUCCACAGCCGGAGAAGACUUUCACGUAUACCGGCUUAGAUCGAGACAUUGCCGAUAGUUACUUGGCGAAGGAGGAGGAAAAACUCAACAGCAGCAGUAUUGUUAGCUCUGGCGGACCUCAAAACCCUCCGCCCCAACAGAGUCACCAGCCGGAACAGAACGAUUCGACGCAGACACCUCCCCUCACAUAUCACCAUGAUCUGAUGUUGAUCGACCAUCGACAUCACUUCGAACGGUACAACGAUGUUCAUAUGUAGACAGAAUGAAAGUGCGAACGAGUAUUCACUAGCCACGUAAGUAUUGGAAAGAAAGCCCUAGCCCUGCUCAAGUUGAUUUUAAUGCAACCCUCGACGUCACUACUAUUGCGUAUUUCUGGUGUAUAAAUUG